ACCAAACACUGUGAUGUGAAAAAUUACUAAGUUUUUCAUGCCCAUUAUUAUUUUACGAAUAGGUUUCCGUUCGGGCUGAUCUAAAACUCAAACACUUAUUGUUUUCAAAAGGAAAAAUAUUCGUGGUAUAAUUUGUUCACACAUUCAUUCCCAGACCCCUUCGCUGGACACGGGAAGGGGACGGGACAGGACGGGACGGGAGAAACCGGUAAAAAUGGCGCUGUUUUUGAGCCGUUGCUGCGCGUGGAAUAGACAAAGCGCGUUCGCGAACGGCGCGUUGAUGAGCGGUCUGUUCAACGGUCGCCGGGACCGCGAGAUCCCUUCGGCCAGCCUUCUGGCUCGCAGCGUCUGCCACCAGCAUAGUCUGUUGAAGGACCAGCAUUUACAUAGAAGAAUGUGUUUAAACACUACAGCUUACAAGAAGCCAAAUUUCUUUUGGAGAAGUCCAUCCAGAUUUAUGUACACGACUAGAACUAAAUGCUGCCGCAACCAGGUGCACAGUGACAAACUACAUAAAAGCCCCUAUGCAUUGGUUCAGAAUGACCUGAAGAAUCUAUAUGAUGAAAUCAGGCAGCUAUUAGCAGUUUCUUCAGACCUGAAGGCAAUUUGCGAUUAUUACUUUGAUGGAAAAGGGAAGGCUUUUCGGCCAAUGAUUGUGAUAUUAAUGGCAAAAGCGUGCAAUAUCCACCAUGGCAAGAACAUGGAGUUGUUGAGUAGCCAGCAUUCAAUAGGCAUGAUUGUCGAGAUGAUCCACACUGCUAGCCUAGUGCAUGAUGACGUUAUUGAUGGGUCAGAUACUCGACGGGGUAAAAUUACUGUAAAUAAAAUCUGGGGAGAAAGAAAGGCUAUUUUGGCUGGAGACUUUGUUCUCUCUGCAGCCUCCGUGGCCCUUGCUCGUCUUGGUAACAACACUGUAGUAUCUGUUUUUACUCAAGCAAUUGAAGACUUGGUGCGAGGGGAAUUUAUGCAGCUGGGUUCCAAAGAAAAUGAGAAUGAAAGAUUUGGGCAUUACCUUGAGAAAACAUUCAAGAAGACUGCAAGCCUCAUAGCAAACAGUUGUAAAGCAGUUUCCAUUCUUGGUAAUUGUGGUCCAGACGUCCAGGAAAUUGCAUACCAAUAUGGAAGAAAUAUCGGGAUAGCUUUUCAGUUGGUAGAUGAUGUGUUGGACUUCACCUCCUGUGCUAAUCAGUUAGGAAAACCUGCUGCUGCUGACCUUAAGCUUGGAUUGGCAACAGGCCCGGUGUUGUUUGCUUGCCAAAAGUUUCCUCAAUUACAUACCCUAAUAAUGAGACGCUUCAAUGUGGAUGGUGAUGUAGAUCAAGCAUGGCAAUACGUACAACAGAGUGAUGGUGUUCAGCAAACAUGUUAUCUUGCUCAUCAAUAUUGUCAAGAAGCUAUUCGACAAAUUUCUCUACUGCGUCCUUCACCAGAAAGAGAUGCCUUGAUUCAACUUGCAGAAAUUGUACUAACACGGAACAAGUGAGAGUCAUGUUCACUCCUUUUCAGACUGAAAACAUGUUCAACCUGCAUCAAGAAUUCCAAGUUAUCCAGGAAAUCAGUGGGAAUUGUUUACAUUUUGGACUAACCAUGUACAUAAAGCCUAUUGGGGCCUUUGUCUUUAAUGAUUGACCCAUACUUUGGCCUUGUGACCACUAUAAACUCCAUUUGCAAAAAAAAAACUUGAUUAGUGCCCAUGUGAAAAUUUUAUAUAUUGAAUGAUUUAUUAUAAAAGGCUGUACAUACAAUUGUAACAGGUUAUAUACAAAUUAAAGGAAUGCAUUUUCAGUUUUAAAGGUUGAAGAGAAUGAAUGAAUGUUAAAGCUUCUUAGAAUCAUAAGGCAGAAGUUAAUAAGAAAACCUCAGAUUACAAUGUUUGGCCCCCACAAUGUCCAAUCAAGAGUGGACAUUUUAUUAAAGCAAAUAAAUUUAACUAACUUUAUUUGUACAUAAAACUUUGCUAAAUGAGACUAGAGCACUGCUGCCAGAAUAAGAUUAGAAAACUGUGCAAGAAAUUUUAGCACUUCAAAACAAGAAAGGGACAGCUGCUCUAUUGCCAUCCUUAUCCCCUUUAGUAACAGGGCAUAAUGUGCCCUUUUUCCCCACUUUUGAUAGCAAAUUUACAAAAGAUUCUUGGUUUCUUAUUAGCUUCAACACUUGAAGCAUGAAAAGUUGCAAACAAUUAAACAAAACAUAGGAGAAACACAGCUGAACACUGAUUUUUAUGAUUAGGGCCAAAAACUAGCUUUAAAUGCAUUUAAAGAAUUUAGUAAUAACCUCUUGAAACAAAUUAUACUUUUGUCUUCCAAAGCAAAUAGCAAAGCAUAGUUGAUCCGACCCGAGGCACAUGUGUUGGAAGUAAAUCUGUCCUAGAAACUGACUUAGUACAGUAGAAUUGCCUGUAUCUAGCUUAGAACAUAGUUAAUAGAUGUUAAAUGAUUAACAUUCUAAAAGGUUAGUAAAUGGAGUAAAAAUUUACCAGGACUACACAAAGCUGAUUGAUCCAGACAAUUUCCACUGUACAAAUGAACUGACAACAAACUCCACUUUGGUUCACUGACUACAGAUGAUUUUCCCCCAUUAUGUAAUUUUUAAAUCCAUAUCAAAAUGUUUAACCUGUUGAGUACAAAUCAAUAACAUGUACUUUGAUUAGAAGACACCCAAGCCUCAUCCACAAAUGUUUUUAUAGACUCGUGACAGUUCAUAAUUACAAUCAGAGUGCUCACAGAUUAACUGAAAAAUUACAACAUAUUGGAAGCAUUUUAGGUUAAAAUGAAUUGGCUACAAUACAGAAGUUUGUGUACUUUUAUGCAUGCUAUCAACAAGAACUAGUAGUAUUUUAGGAAUGACCAAAACAUCUUAAGAAAAUUUGACCAGCAUUUGCAUUUUCACCUUAUUGUCCCAGUUUGAACAUUGUUGAAUUUUCAGUCUAAUUCAGUGUCAGUUUCUACAUUAAAAACUGAAAAGUAAUGGCACCCUUGGAAAAACCCUUUAAAUCCUCCCCAAAUCAAUCCACCCCCAAAAUUCUUGAACUGGCCAAUGAUUAAAGAAAGCUUGAAAAUGCCACUUUUGCUUCAAUCUGUAUAGUGCAUGAUAGGUUCCACAUAAUUUCCAGGAAACAGACCAGUAAUUCCAUUGAUGACCCCUUCAUACCAGCCAUCAUCAUUCUUCUUUAUCACAUAAAUGAUUGAACCCUCCAUGAAGGACAACUCAUCAUCUUUAUCCUUUGAAUAGUCAUAUAUUGCCACAACUGUUGAAGAAAGCACAGGAAGAAUAAAAAACUAAUACACAACCUUACAACACAAAUCUUAAAAACA
Messenger RNA from Stegostoma tigrinum, 3314 nucleotides. RefSeq names its product prenyl (decaprenyl) diphosphate synthase, subunit 1 (gene pdss1). Gene Ontology annotation, cellular component: transferase complex; mitochondrion. Bases 215 to 1483 code for a protein of 422 amino acids. The record is from RefSeq and is a predicted model, not a curated record. Gene Ontology annotation, biological process: isoprenoid biosynthetic process; ubiquinone biosynthetic process. NCBI's taxonomy places the organism in Eukaryota, Metazoa, Chordata, Chondrichthyes, Orectolobiformes, Stegostomatidae. Gene Ontology annotation, molecular function: prenyltransferase activity. The transcript is spliced from 11 exons.